CUUGGCAGAGAUGAGGAGGGAGGAGGCAGGAGGAACCUGAGCCCAGCAGUGCAGGUGGCAGAACUGCAGUGGGAGGAGGCGGCACUCCAUUCCACAAUGGCCUCCCUUGCUGCAGCAAAUGCAGAGUUUUGCUUCGAUCUGUUCAGAGAGUUGGAUAACAAUCAAGGGAGUGAAAAUGUGUUCUUUUCUUCUCUGAGCAUCUUCACUGCCCUGGCCCUGGUCCGUUUGGGUGCACAAGGUGACUGUGUGUCUCAGAUUGAUAAGAUGCUUCACUUCAACCCAGCCUCAGGAUGGGGAAACUCUUCUCAGGCUCAGCCAGGACUUCAGUCUCAACUGAAAAGAGUUCUCUCUGAUAUAAACACAUCGCAUAGGGAUUACGAACUCCACAUUGCCAAUGGUCUUUUUGCAGAAAAAGUGUUUGAUCUUCAUAGGAACUAUAUUGAGUGUGCUGAAAAAUUAUACAAUGCCAAAGUGGAACGAGUUGACUUCACAAAUGAUGUAGAAGAUACCAGAUAUAAAAUUCAUAAAUGGAUUGAAAAUGAAACACAUGGCAAAAUCAAGAGCGUCUUUCAAGCAGGUAGCAUAAGCUCUUCGGCUGUGAUGGUGCUGGUGAAUGCUGUGUACUUCAAAGGCAAGUGGGAGUUGGCCUUCACCAAGAACGAAACUGUAAAUUGCCAUUUCAAAUCUCCCAAGUGUCCCAGGAAAGCAGUCGCCAUGAUGCAUCAAGAACGGAAGUUCAAUUUUUCUGUCAUUAGAGACCCACCCAUGCAGGUUCUUGAGCUCAAGUAUCAUGGUGGCAUAAGCAUGUUCAUUAUGCUGCCUGAAAAUGACCCGUCCCAAAUUGAAAAGAGAAUGACCUUUCAGAAUCUAAUGGAGUGGACCAAUCCAAGAAAAAUGAGCUCUCAGUAUGUUGAGGUGUUUCUUCCUCAGUUCAAGAUAGAGAAGAAUUAUGAAAUCAAACACCACUUAAGAGCCCUAGGGCUGAAAGACAUCUUUGAUGAAUCCAGAGCUGAUCUCUCUGGUAUAGCUCCAGGAGGCCGUUUAUAUGUGUCCAAAAUGAUGCACAAGUCCUAUAUAGAGGUCACCGAGGAGGGCACAGAGGCCACUGCUGCCACAGGAGUUAAGAUCGUCGAAAAGCAGCUUCCCAAGUCCAGGGUGUUCAGAGCUGAUCACCCCUUUCUCUUCUUCAUCAGGAAGGAUGACAUCAUCUUGUUUAGUGGCAAAGUGUCUUGCCCUUGAAAAUCCAGUUGGUUUCUCUUAUAGUAGUCCGUACCACAUCAAGGAACCACCACAAGAGAAUAGAUCUGAGCGUAAUCAAAGCACAUUGUGUUUCCUUUGUGUUUACUUCCUUCUAAUAUUGGUCGGCAGAUGAUUUUGGAGACUUGACCUUUUGCAGACACCUGGUUGAGUGUCCUCACCCUGCUUUGGCCUUUCUACCACUGUGUGCCUUACCUAUUUCUAAGUUCAUUACCUUUCUGACCCAACUCAACUCAUUCGCAUCAUCCACCCUCCCCUCCCCCCUGUCCCCAUAGCCCCUUGCACCCGGAGCUGGGCAUCACGUCUGGGAACUGCUGGUAAUGACAAUGUAGAAGCAGCCCUAGGGUUUUGUCUGAAACUCUCUAGUUAUCCCAGUUAUUCCAGUUUCAUUGAAAUGAGCUUGGAAGGAAGCCUAGCUACUGAAUGUAGGUGUGAAGGAUAACCUUUCCCUGCUGACCUAGGAAGACACUAGAGAGUUUCACACAUCUGAUUUGAAAUCAGUGUCGAAUUUAGAUGCCAAAAAAAUAUAGAUUUGGGAUUGGGGGACAACUAAAAUACUUCAUUAAUAAUUUCAAGUUCAUGUCUUUCGGGCUUUCCUUGAUAGAGAUUUUUUUUUUCCUUGAUAGAGACUUAACAUGUACAUAGUUUUCAAACAUUAUGUAUCUUUGAACUAUUGCCAUUUGUUAUUUACAGUAUAUGUUUCACGUGCUGUAUAGUUUAUUCUCUAUUUAUGAAAAAUAAAUAAAUACAACAUGA
Neomonachus schauinslandi (Hawaiian monk seal) is the source of this 2013-nucleotide messenger RNA. It is a transcript of the gene SERPINB7, whose product is annotated as serpin family B member 7. Gene Ontology annotation, molecular function: serine-type endopeptidase inhibitor activity. The transcript has 8 exons. NCBI's taxonomy places the organism in Eukaryota, Metazoa, Chordata, Mammalia, Carnivora, Phocidae. The record is from RefSeq and is a predicted model, not a curated record. The coding region runs from base 97 to 1239 and encodes 380 amino acids. Gene Ontology annotation, biological process: negative regulation of endopeptidase activity.